AUGUGCAAAUACAUUACACACCUCCGCGUCUGCAACGUAUGCAGUCACCAAGAUACGGUCCUGAUAUCGGAAAGACCCUGCUUCCUUGCCAAGAAGAACGGAGUCUUUGGAAGCUGUGACGCCGGCAUAGGUAGUGACCGCAGCUGUACCCGAAAUCACUGUUGGAAGUGUAAAGAGAGGGUCCGUCGCAUCCCUCGACCAUCAUCAGUGUCACGCCACAUCAGUUUUCACUAG
Molecule: messenger RNA, 234 nt
Organism: Colletotrichum abscissum
Lineage: Eukaryota; Fungi; Ascomycota; Sordariomycetes; Glomerellales; Glomerellaceae
Exons: 1
Coding region: 1-234 (77 amino acids)
Source: RefSeq, a predicted model, not a curated record